AUGUGCACGGACAUUCUAGACUGCUGUGACCAGGGGACAGAGCAGUGCUGUGACCAGGGGACAGAGCAGUGCUGUGACCAGGGGACAGAGCAGUGCUGUGACCAGGGGACAGAGCAGUGCUGUGACCAGGGGACAGAGCAGUGCUGUGACCAGGGGACAGAGCAGUGCUGUGACCAGGGGACAGAGCAGUGCUGUGACCAGGGGACAGAGCAGUGCUGUGACCAGGGGACAGAGCAGUGCUGUGACCAGGGGACAGAGCAGUGCUGUGACCAGGGGACAGAGCAGUGCUGUGACCAGGGGACAGAGCAGUGCUGUGACCAGGGGACAGAGCAGUGCUGUGACCAGGGGACAGAGCAGUGCUGUGACCAGGGGACAGAGCAGUGCUGUGACCAGGGGACAGAGCAGUGCUGUGACCAGGGGACAGAGCAGUGCUGUGACCAGGGGACAGAGCAGUGCUGUGACCAGGGGACAGAGCAGUGCUGUGACCAGGGGACAGAGCAGUGCUGUGACCAGGGGACAGAGCAGUAUUGA
Messenger RNA from Oncorhynchus kisutch (coho salmon), 531 nucleotides. Its product is annotated as cadmium metallothionein-like. The transcript is spliced from 2 exons. Lineage: Eukaryota; Metazoa; Chordata; Actinopteri; Salmoniformes; Salmonidae. The record is from RefSeq and is a predicted model, not a curated record. The coding region runs from base 1 to 531 and encodes 176 amino acids.